Molecule: messenger RNA, 2240 nt
Organism: Hippocampus zosterae (dwarf seahorse)
Lineage: Eukaryota; Metazoa; Chordata; Actinopteri; Syngnathiformes; Syngnathidae
Gene: prkab1b
Product: protein kinase, AMP-activated, beta 1 non-catalytic subunit, b
Exons: 9
Coding region: 487-1269 (260 amino acids)
Biological process (GO): signal transduction
Cellular component (GO): nucleus; nucleotide-activated protein kinase complex; cytoplasm
Molecular function (GO): protein kinase binding
Source: RefSeq, a predicted model, not a curated record
UCGCUCGAUCGUGAUAUAUCAUGUGGCAUUAUCGAACAAGCCUGGGGGAGAGGGGGGGCGAAUUUUUCGUCACUAUGACGCGCUUUGAUUUUAUUCCCGUCCUUCCUGUUUAGUCUGUAGCGUUUCUGUACGAACGAGGCGGAAGAGGCGUGUUUUCGUCUGGAUACACGCAAACACAACUGUAAAUCUACAGGGAGCGAUCCCGCACCCGCUGCUUGCGAUCACGGAGCGUUUAAAUCUACAAUUAAAGUGGAGGAAAUGCUGUAAAAAAGAGGGUCGAGUUACUUUUUAAGGUGACUUUAGGUCCAGACGGCGCACGUCCGCUUAGUGCUCCCAACGAGAAAACUGCUGGUCUAAGACGGAAACAACGGCGAAAACAGACCCGACGUCUUCGUCCACUCCCGUAGAGGACCGCACGAUCUCCUUUGGCCCAAGACUAUAGGCACCCAGGCGCAAUCUAAGAAUAUAGUGUUCGAUGCUGUCAGAAUGGGGAACAGCAGUAGUGACAGAGCCAGCGGGGGUCAGAGUGAACGAGGGAAAGAGGCCCGCCCCAACAUCCUGAUUGACAGCACAGAGGAUGCAGAUAUUUUCCAGAGAGAGGAUGCAAAGGUGCCACAGGAGGAACAGGAGUUUCUGGCCUGGCAGCAGGACCUGGAAAGUGACAGUAAAUGUCCAACACUUGCCAGGCCAACAGUGUUCCGCUGGACCGGAAGCGCCAAAGAGGUCUUUGUGUCUGGCUCCUUUAACAACUGGUCCACCAAGAUCCCUCUCAAUAAAAGUAAGAACAACUUUGUGGCAAUCAUGGACCUGCCUGAGGGAGAACACCAGUACAAGUUUUGUGUAGACGGACAGUGGACGUUGGAUCCAACAGGGGCUGUGAUCACUACAAAAACCGGAACCGUUAAUAACAUAAUCCAGGUGAAGACAACCGACUUUGAGGUCUUUGACGCCCUGCGAAUUGACUCUCAAGAUUCUGCAGACAUCUCUGACUUGUCCAGUUCCCCUCCCGGUCCCUACCAGCAGGACGCCUACGUUGUGAAAUCAGAAGACAAGCUCAAACAUCCUCCUAUCUUACCUCCACACUUGCUCCAAGUGCUGCUCAACAAAGACACAGGGAUCUCGUGUGACCCAACGCUGCUUCCUGAGCCCAACCACGUGAUGCUCAAUCACCUAUACGCCCUCUCCAUCAAGGAUGGCGUCAUGGUUCUGAGCGCAACUCACAGAUACAGAAAGAAGUAUGUGACUACUCUUCUGUACAAGCCCAUAUAAUUUAUUUGAGUGGAUUGUCAUGGUGAUGGUGUGGCCCCUUUAUAAUGCUGUUUUAAAUUCAUAAUUGUAUGUUUUAUUUCGUUGUUGUUGUUUUUUUAAAUCACAGUAGGCCUCAUUCAUUAAUAAAUGCGUAGAAAUGUUCUUACUCUACCAACAAGUUAAGUAUACAUAAAAUCAUUGUCAGAUUUAUGAUUUGUGUGUACCGGCCCAUUUUGUUUGCACCACCGUGCCUGUGUUGAUUCAUCCAAAUUCAUUCAAAUUGAAGGUUCUCACUCUAAUUUGCAUAUGGCCCGCCUUCAUUUAUUAAUAAUUAUAAAUGCAAAUCAGUUUGGCGGCAUCUCAGCCAAUGCCAAAGGUGUAUAAGACACAAGAGAUGGCCCCAAAGUGUUCUGAACUUUCUUCAUCAUGAUCCUGUUAUUAAAAGGUUGGUUUCAUCGUAAACCUUGCAGAACACAAAAACAGAGACAACAUAUCACAACACGUUUUUUUGUGUGUUCAUUACGACUUGCUGUGUAUCUUCCUGAAUGUUUUAUUCCAAUUGCAUCUGAUUGCAAUUUAGUUGAAGCAUGACCAACAGAUUAUGCCGCCUGGUUAGCAGAGGUGUCGAAGUGAAAACCGUGCCACUGUUUGACUUUAGCCACAGCUUCCUCGUUCUUUCACUUUCCCGACCUGGAUUUGACAACUUUGCUGGUCAGACAUUCAAUUACCAUGUCGUUUUAUUUUGGUGUGUGAAAAUUCUUGUGGAUUUCUUUAUACCUUUCGUCUCUGUGAACCAUAUUUAAUCCGAGUUGCCUCGAGUUUCAAACCAAAGAAAUACAAUUGCAAACACAGACAUAUGGGGACCAAUAAUUACGUUUCGAUCCAAUCUAUCCUGAUUCAUUUGUAACAAUUGUUAGGGGUUUUUUUUACUUUGUUUUUUUUUUUUAAACUUGUGUCCAAAUGAUAAAUAAAUGUGCAUUUUGGUAAGAGCA